Saccharomyces eubayanus is the source of this 2886-nucleotide messenger RNA. Its product is annotated as translation initiation factor eIF4G. The coding region runs from base 1 to 2886 and encodes 961 amino acids. NCBI's taxonomy places the organism in Eukaryota, Fungi, Ascomycota, Saccharomycetes, Saccharomycetales, Saccharomycetaceae. Gene Ontology annotation, cellular component: eukaryotic translation initiation factor 4F complex. Gene Ontology annotation, molecular function: protein binding; translation initiation factor activity; mRNA binding. The transcript has a single exon. The record is from RefSeq and is a predicted model, not a curated record.
AUGACAGACGAGACUGUUCAACCGACACAAUCCGCUCCAAGGCAGGAUUCUGCUGCGCCAAACGUAUCAGGCGAUGAUCAGCAGCAACAGCGUGGCUAUAAUAACUACAACCAAGGUAGUAAUUACAACCAAAAGAAGCCUUACAAUAGCAACAGACCUCACCAGCAAAGAGGUGGUAAGUUUGGCCCAAAUAGAUAUAAUAGCCGUGGCAACUAUAGUGGCACUGGUAGUUAUAGAGGUGGGCACAUGGGUGCCAACGGGUCCAACAGUUCCAACGGUUCCAACGGUUCCAACGCGCCAUGGACCGGCUACUACAAUAACUACCCUGCCUAUUAUCAACCACAGCAAAUGGGAGCCGCAAAUGCUAUUCCUGUCAACGCUGUUCCAGCCGAUGAGAAUUCCUCUCCUGUCCCAACCAAGAUUGAGAUCACUACCAAGUCUGGUGAACAUUUGGAUUUAAAGGAGCAAUAUAAAGCUAAACUGCAGUCUAAGGAAGGAUCUACCACACCUGCACAAUCAGAUUCUAAAAGUGAAAAAUCAGAAGAAACCUCUGAUUCCACUACCACUGCUACUCCUACUCCUUCCACCACUGAUUCUAAAGCCAGUCCUGAAGAAACUAUCUCUGAAGCUGAAARGACGAGAAGAAACUUCAUUGAACAAGUCAGACUUCGUAAGGCUGCUUUAGAAAAGAAGAGAAAGGAACAGCUCGAAGGUGCCAGUACCAGCAGUAAUGCUCCAACCGGAACCACAGCUGAAAAGGUUGAAGAAAAGGCACCAACCACAUCCAAGGAAGCUGAAGAAACUAAGCCUGCCGAAGAGAAACCUGCCGAACCAGAAGCUAAGGAAGACACCCCAGUCGAAGGUAAGCAAGAAGAACAAGGUCAAAAAGAGGAAGAGUCUGCUCCAAAGGUAUUGACUUUUGCCGAACGUUUGAAGUUGAAGAAGCAACAGAAGGAACAAGAAGAAAAGGAUGAAGAAAAGGAAAACAAAGAAGAACCAGUACAGGAAGAAAGCGAGUUCCCUACAAAUCCUUCUACUGAACACAAUACAAAAGAAAGUGUAGUCACCGAAGGUGAAGAGUCAAAGGUUGAAGAAUCUGCCGAAAUCUCUGAGGCACCUGCCGCUAGCUCAGCCAACCCUGCAGAGGCCGAUGACGCAGCAGCAGAAGCAGAAGCCGAUGAAGCAGAAGCCGAUGGCACUGAAGCCAAUGGUGAAACCGAAGUCGCUGCUGCUGAAGCCGAUGACGGCACAAAUACCGUUUCUCACAUACUGAACGUAUUGAAAGACGCCAAACCUAUUGAAGAUGUCUUUUCUUUCAACUAUCCAGAGGGUAUUGAAGGUCCAGAUAUCAAGUAUAAAAAGGAACAUGUCAAAUACACAUAUGGCCCAACUUUUUUGCUUCAAUUCAAGGAGAAGCUGAACGUUAAGGCAGACGCUGAAUGGGUUCAAAGCACUUCCUCCAAAAUUGUCAUUCCACCAGGAAUGGGAAGAGGAAGUAAAUCGAGAGACCCUAGUAGAUUCGGCAACAACUCUAGCCGUGGCAACGAAUUCAGAAACAACUCCGUGAGAAAUAUGGACGACAGAGCCAAUUCAAGGGCUUCAUCAAAGAGAAGGUCAAAGAGAACGACUGACGACAGAAGAUCUAAUAGAUCGUACACAUCAAGAAGAGACCGUGAAAGAGGUUCUUACAGAAAUGAAGAUAGGAGAGAAGAUGACAAACCAAAGGAAGAUGUUGCUCCAUUGGUCCCAAGUGCUAAUAGAUGGAUUCCAAAAUCAAAGGUUAAGAAGACUGAAAAGAAAUUGGCUCCUGAUGGAGAGACCGAAUUAUUAGACAAGGAUGAAGUUGAAAGAAAGAUGAAGUCUCUACUGAAUAAACUUACAUUAGAAAUGUUUGACACCAUUUCAUCUGAAAUUUUAGCUAUUGCUAACAUAUCUGUAUGGGAAACAAAUGGUGAAACCCUAAAGGCUGUGAUAGAACAAAUUUUCUUAAAGGCUUGUGACGAACCCCAUUGGUCUUCUAUGUAUGCUCAGUUAUGUGGUAAGGUUGUUAAAGAAUUAAAUCCAGACAUUUCAGACGAAACUAAUGAAGGCAAGACCGGUCCAAAAUUGGUCUUACAUUACUUGGUUGCUAGAUGUCAUGCAGAAUUCGACAAGGGUUGGACCGAUAAAUUACCAACAAAGGAAGAUGGUACUCCAUUAGAACCCGAGAUGAUGUCUGAAGAAUAUUAUGCCACUGCCUCCGCGAAGAGAAGAGGUUUAGGUUUAGUUCGUUUCAUCGGUUUCUUGUACCGUUUGAACUUAUUAACCGGUAAGAUGAUGUUCGAAUGUUUCCGUAGAUUGAUGAAGGAUUUGACUGACUCUCCAUCCGAAGAAACCCUAGAGUCAGUUGUUGAAUUGUUGAAUACUGUUGGUGAACAAUUCGAAACGGAUAGUUUCAGAACAGGCCAAGCCACAUUGGAAGGUUCCCAAUUACUCGAUAGUUUAUUCGGUAUAUUAGACAAUAUAAUCGAAACUGCUGAGAUUUCUAGUAGAAUCAAAUUUAAAUUGAUUGACAUUAAGGAAUUGAGACACGACAAAAACUGGAAUAGCGACAAGAAAGACAAUGGUCCAAAGACUAUCCAACAAAUUCAUGAAGAAGAAGAGAGACAACGUCAACUAAAGAGCAACUCAAGAUCGAAUUCGAGACGUACGAAUAAUUCUAGCAAUAGACAUUCUUACAGAAGAGACGCCCCUCCUGCAUCAAAGGAUAGCUUUAUUACAACCAGAACAUAUUCUCAAAGAAACACUCAAAGGGCUCCACCUCCAAAAGAAGAACCCUCUGCACCAACUUCCACUGCCACAAAUAUGUUUAGUGCAUUAAUGGGCGAAAGUGAUGACGAAGAAUAA